CAAAACUUUAUGUCAACAAAUUUCAACAAAAAUCUUUUCCAGUGGUUCUCUAUAGUCUUGUUUGCAUUUUAAUUAAUUAAAUAAAAAUAAAAAUGCGUCUAACACUAAUGUUAAUGCGACGUAACCUCAUGCCAAACGGUCAUAUAUUCCGAGGCAAAGAUCGCUUGGUGAAAAAGGUGGAAUUGAAGCAUUUACGUAAACUGGCAGGCGAAUUUGCUAUUGAAGAGCAAAAUAUGUUUUAUUUACGUUAUCCCUAUCUUACUGAGGAAGAAAGCCAAGGUCAUGCCAAAGCCUUGGGCAAGCCAGAGAUGAGAAAAGAAGAAGUUACUAACAAACAAAGGAAGUAUUUCAAAGCUGACGUCACAUUAUAUGAAAGACUGGGACAUCUUCGUGUGAAUGAAUCUUGGGAUUAAUCAAAAUGAAGUCAUUAUAAAGCACGUUGAAACCAAUAGCUCGUUACUCCUACCACCAUACCUAUUUCUGCUGCCGCGUCAUGUGAGCAUUACUGCAUUCUGGUUUUGAAGGAUAAGACACUGGUGAAAUUAUAAGCGCGUGAGACUUGUCAACUUAUGUUGCAGGGUGAACUUACCACCAAGAGCACAACUCAGCCAUCCCGUCACUUGGUAUCAUAAAAAGUCACUAAAUGAAAAAUUCGACUUUAAUUUUUAUUUAAUUUAGUGGAAAUUUUAAUUUAGUGACUUUUUUGGUUUCAACAUGCAAUAUAUCAACCUAACCAAACAGAAAAUCGAUACUGCCACUUAGAUAUUUACAGCACUAAGGAGUCCUUAAUAUUGCAAAUGCAUUGUACAGCAGGCUGUAAGAUUGUGUCUCUUGUGCCAUUGAUUUAUGCUAGCUCCUCCCAUUCUUAGAACUGUAAUUGAUUUGAAGGGUAAGGAACGAUUGGAAGGCACAUGGGACUUGUCAACUUGUUUCAGGGUGAUGAGCACAGUGGCAGUGCCUCUCAGAUCCUUGCGAUGUAAAGCUUCUUGGUUGGCACUGCAAUUAUUAUGGAAGACGUGAUGCCACCAGGCGUCGCAUACGUUUUAUUUGUCCUGUUUGUGUUGAUUUUCAGAAAAGAAAACUAUUUUUCUGAAAGAUUUCCAACAUUUGAAUUAUUGGCAAUUGACCAACACUAAUCAUGUAUCAGCGAAAAUGUCUCCUAUAGGCGUCAAUCUCCUUUAAAGGAGAGUAUUAAGUUGGUUGUCUACACAACUUGCACCACUUUGUACCCUAGUGUGAUACCUGUACAAUACCUUUGAAUGUCAUGUAUUUAG
Hyposmocoma kahamanoa is the source of this 1274-nucleotide messenger RNA. RefSeq names its product ribosomal protein 63, mitochondrial. NCBI's taxonomy places the organism in Eukaryota, Metazoa, Arthropoda, Insecta, Lepidoptera, Cosmopterigidae. The record is from RefSeq and is a predicted model, not a curated record. Gene Ontology annotation, cellular component: mitochondrial ribosome. Gene Ontology annotation, biological process: mitochondrial translation. The transcript is spliced from 2 exons. Bases 93 to 413 code for a protein of 106 amino acids. Gene Ontology annotation, molecular function: structural constituent of ribosome.